Messenger RNA from Acanthoscelides obtectus, 2885 nucleotides. The record is from the annotation of a GenBank genome assembly. NCBI's taxonomy places the organism in Eukaryota, Metazoa, Arthropoda, Insecta, Coleoptera, Chrysomelidae.
ACCUGAUUUUUAAAUGACAAAGAAGAAGGUCAUAUCAAAUGCUUAAUUUUAUUGAUAUAAAUGUACAUUGCACAAAAAACGAUCGGUCUUUUUAUUUCAGAUUCAAACAAGGCAGCUAAGUGUAUUAAGGAGCUUAAAGCUAACAUUUUGCGCAACAUGCACCAACUAACCACUCCCGGUAUAACUUGAAACUGUCAAAACUUCGAGAGGAAGGGGAAAUUUUAUCUGUUCCCGCUCCGGUUCACUACAGGAUCUCACAAAAAAAUCUCUUAUCUCUUAUACCGAAGAUCAAUAAACGGCAAACUCAAAUCACACGCCCAUGAUAAGCAAGUUGUCAUACUGAUUGUGAAUAGCAUACAUGUGAAAGACUACGUUGAAAGAUUUUAAGGUGGUGAGAUCAAAUUAAAAUCAUAUAAACAUGCUGCUUUCGUCCGUCUGAUCAAAGACAGCCAACCAUACUCGUAGAUAGCCGUUCCGUGCUUUUUGGCAACUCAGCAGCAUGGUUAGCUCUCGCAGUGUUCGAUUCUGGUGAUAGAUGGCGCUUCGUACUGUCUUAUUUCGAUAGAAAACUUAUGACUUUUUAACAAACAUCCGCGGGUGGGGGACGAUUGUAUACGUACGUAUGGGAGAGACGAAUGUAUGUAUUUCUACUGUGACCCGCCAAGAACCAUAAAAAAUAUGUUGUCGAUCGUCCAAUGUUGAAAAUUUUCAUUUUCGUCCCGAACAACGUUGACAUUCACCUACUUCUCCGCUUAUGGCUGCGAAACAAGAAUAUCAAAUUAACUUGCGAUCUUGUGACCCCCACUAGCGAACAUAAUAAUAUAUGCAAAGUAAGAAAUGCUAACAUCGAAUCUCACUUUUCUCGAUAUCGCCAUACACGCUACGUUAAAAAAAGAACAAAAGCUACAACAUUCUUAGAUAAACAAAAAAAUUAUCGGCGUCAGUUUCCGGUCAUUGGACAAGCUUUCUAAAUCUGGACAGAGUCGUUGAAAUGCUGCGAGACAAGAUGCUUCUGUGUGCGGGAAUCGUCGGUAUUUUUGUUGUAUUUUGUCAUGGUGCGCAGCUACAGGGUGCUCCCAGAGGUCAGUUCAACCAUACCAGGAAGGGGAUAUGCAUUUUGGAAGUACCAACUAUUGACCUUCUGAGUCCAGAGGAUAGACAUGGCGCCAAUCUAAGAGGAAAUUCGUCGAGAGACGGAUACAGCAAAAUUGAAGUAUGCUGCUCUGGUUAUGCCAGGAAACCGCACAGCCAUUAUGAAUGCCAUCCAGUAUGUGAUGGGUGUGAACACGGCAAUUGCACAGCUCCGGGGGUAUGCGCAUGCAAACGCGGCUACAUCCUGAUCCGCGACACCCAGCACAACACCAUCAACGACUGCGUUCCUACAUGUCCUUUGGGCUGUUUGAACGGAAUCUGCACCAACACCGGGGCUUGUUCCUGCAAUGCCGGUACCGUCCCUUCCAAGGACGGAAAGUACUGCCUGCCACAUUGCACUGGAGGAUGUGGACAGGGCGGACAUUGCACUGGGCCGGAACACUGUACCUGUGAUGACGGAUUUGCUAUAGAUGUGAAAACCAACAAAUGCGGGUACUACUGUGAGGGCGGAUGUGGAGAAGGUACCUGCAUUGGACCAAAUACUUGCUCUUGCAAACCUGGAUACAAACUACAAGGAAAUACGUGCAUACCCGAUUGUCCUAAGGGGUGUUUGAAUGGAGAAUGUAUAGCACCAAACAAAUGUUCCUGUAAACCUGGCUGGACCUUGGACAUAGCUGGAUCUAAAUGCACCCCUCACUGUUCAGAAACCUGCCUCAACGGAGAUUGUGUGGCACCUGACACGUGCGCUUGCAAAAACGGAUACGUUCCAGCCCCUGGAGUGACCAAAAACGAGAAAUGCGUGGCCCAUUGUCCAAGCGGAUGUCCAAAUGGUGUAUGCUCUGCUCCUAACUUCUGCAUCUGCAAUCCUGGGUUUAUCAAGGAGGCCAAGGGAAGCAAUCUGUGCAUCAGAAGAGUCAGAAGAUCUAUUCAUUAUGAACUCAUUCCUGAGCAAUUGGAAACUUUGGAGGAGUAAUGAAUUAUAUUUAACAUCUUUGGUAAAAAAUAUGAAUUAACCAUGAAUCUAAUAUAUCCAAGAUGUUCUAGAAUUGUACUGAAAGAAUCGAGUGUGUAUCCUGAAAAUUGAGUAUCUGAACACUAAUAAAUAAAUGGGUGCUUACUGUAAGUAUAAUUGGAUGAUUCGUUGUUUUUAUGUUAUUUUACCAUUAGGCAUGCUGCUUCGUCCGACCACAGACAGCCUGGACGGCUGUCCCGCGCUUUUUGCCACUCAUCAGCAUGGUCUAGGCUUGGUUUCUGGGACAACAAAUUAAAGCACACUAACUAUCCACCAAUCGAGAUGUGAGAUAUAUCGCAAUAGCAGCACAAAACACCAUCUCUUAUCAAAAUCGAUCACUGCUAUCGUUUGGAACUGAAAAAUCUCAAUUCGAGUUUGAUAGCCCAGUCAAAACUGUGACAGCUAAAGGAUCAUGAUUUUAGCGGUAUAGGCGCGGCAUGCUGUCUUACUUCAAUAGAUCUCACAAGUCGGAUGGAGGAGAGUUGUUGUGCUUCCGUUCGUUAACCAAGAGAGCAAACCUACACGAUGCUGAUGAGCUGUAAAAAAGCGUCGGACAGCUGCCCAUCAUAUUUACAGUUCCAACCGGAUAGCUGCUAUAUAAGCUCGCAGUACUCGAUUCUGGUAACAGAUAGCACGCAGGGGAGCCGGAUCCCAGGAUGCCUGGACAAAGCGCCUAGAGUUCCGGAAAGGGACAAGACUGGAUUUAAAAGAAUAUGAUAUACAUUAUAUUAGUGCAGUGUCAUCAGAAAGGGUUGAGGUAUAAAUAAAAUCACGAUAAUAA